Messenger RNA from Abrus precatorius (Indian licorice), 2730 nucleotides. RefSeq names its product cysteine-rich receptor-like protein kinase 10. Gene Ontology annotation, biological process: protein phosphorylation. The record is from RefSeq and is a predicted model, not a curated record. The transcript is spliced from 7 exons. Lineage: Eukaryota; Viridiplantae; Streptophyta; Magnoliopsida; Fabales; Fabaceae. Gene Ontology annotation, molecular function: ATP binding; protein kinase activity. The coding region runs from base 1 to 2730 and encodes 909 amino acids.
AUGACUCCUUGUAAGAUUUUCUCAUUCUUUAUCCUUCUUCUUAUCUUCCUAAAUUUUGCAACAAUUGAGGCUCAAGAUGACCCAUUUUAUCUGUACCAAUAUUGCUCUAGCAACAGAACCACAGCCAAUUCUUCAUUCCAAUUAAACCUCAAGACCCUUCUUUCUUCCCUAUCAUCUAAUGCUACAGGUGACACCCAAUUCUACAACACCACAUUCACUGGUGAAAACCCCUAUGAUUCAAUCUAUGGCAUGUUCAUGUGUAGGGGUGACAUACCCUCUCAGCUUUGUCAACAAUGUGUGGUAAAUGCAUCCCAAAGACUAUCCUCAGAAUGCUCCUUGUCCAAAGAAGCUGUGUUUUGGUAUGAUGAGUGCAUGGUUUGGUAUUCCACAACCUCUUUCUUUUCCACUGUGGCCACUACUCCUAGCUUUUCCUUGUUGAACCCUGCCAAUGUCUCAAACCCACAAAGCUUCAUGCAUUUAUUAUAUUUUACUAUGAAUCAAACUGCAAAUGAAGCAUCUGAUUCUCCCAUUGGUGACAAAAAGUUUGCCACAAAAGAAGCAAACGUGUCUAGAUUUCAAACCCUUUAUUGUCUUGCUCAAUGUACUCCAGAUUUAUCACCUAGUGAAUGUAAAACAUGUCUCAAUGGAGUGAUAGAGGAACUUCCAUCAUGUUGUGAAGGAAGGAUAGGAGGCAGAGUUCUAUACCCUAGUUGUAAUGUUAGGUAUGAAUUGUACCCUUUUUAUCUCUCAACCCAAUCAUCACCAAAGCUAGCUCUUGCAACAAAACCUUCCCAUGCAGAUUCAAAAUUCUCAGAUGACCCUUUGUAUCUUUCUCACAAUUGCUCAAGAAACAAAGCCUUCACUGUCAAUAAUAGCACUUUCCAAAUGCUCCUCCCCACUCUUCUCUCUUACCUGUCUUCCAAUGCAACCAAAAGUGGCAAGAAUUUUCAUAAGGCUGAUGUGGCUGACACAGUGUUUGGCCUCUACAUGUGUAGGGGUGACCUUUCCUCUCAACUUUGUGCACAAUGUAUUCAGAAUGCUACCCAAAGAAUAACUUUAGAGUGUAGCUCUUCCCAAGAGGCUAUAAUUUGGUACAGUCACUGCUUGCUUCGCUUUUCAUAUUGGAAUUUCUUCUCCAAAGUGGAGAAAAGUCCUAUAUUUUCGGAGUUAAAUGUAACCAAUGACUCCAACCCCAACCAGGAGGAGCAAAGCUUCUUCACUUAUGUAAUAUCCAAUACAUUAUCAAAAGUGGCAAUUGAGGCAGGGGAUAGUGAUAAAAGAUAUGGCACAAAAUCAUUAAAACUUAAUGAAUUGCAAACCCUUUAUACUCUUGCUCAAUGUACCCAAGAUUCGUCAGAUGAUGACUGCAACAGUUGUUUGGGAUAUUUGAUGGGAACAUCAAUUCCAUGGUCUAAUUUGGGAAGUGUUGGUGGAAGAGUUCUAUAUCCGAGUUGCAAUCUCAGGUUUGAAUUGGACCAAUUUUACAAGGAUGUUGAUGAAGCUAUCAUGCCAAGUAGUCCUCCUUCAUCAGGAAAAGGAAAUAGCAAGUCACGAACAAUUAUCUUGAUAAUUGUUGUGUCCAUGGUCAUUCUGGCGAUACUUUUCUCUAUUGGCUAUUAUUUGCUAAAGAGAAAAAUAAGAAAGAGUUUUAAAACUAUUCUCAGAGAAAAUUUCGGUCAUGAAAGUGCUACCUUAGAGCCACUGCAAUUUGAUUUGACUACAAUUGAAGCAGCAACAAAUAAUUUUUCAGAUGAGAAUUACGUAGGGAAAGGUGGAUUUGGAAAAGUUUACAAGGGUAUUCUUCUUGAUGGACGAGACAUAGCAGUGAAAAGACUCUCAAGAACUUCUAAGCAAGGUGUAAUUGAGUUCAAAAAUGAAACUUUAUUGAUUGCUAAGCUUCAACACAGAAAUUUAGUCGCCCUCAUUGGUUUUUGCCUAGAUGAACAAGAAAAAAUACUUAUCUAUGAGUAUGUGCCGAACAAGAGCCUUGAUUACUUCUUAUUUGAUUCUCAACGACAAAAGAUAUUAAGUUGGUUUGAGCGUUACAAAAUUAUAAGAGGAAUUGCUCAAGGAAUUCUUUAUUUACAUGAAUAUUCUCGACUCAAAGUUAUACAUCGUGAUCUAAAACCUAGUAACAUUUUAUUAGAUGAAAAUAUGACUCCAAAAAUCUCAGACUUUGGUCUUGCUAGAAUUGUUGAAAUAAAUCAAGAUCGAGGAAGUACAAACAGAAUUGUUGGAACAUUAGGUUAUAUGUCUCCAGAAUAUGCAAUGCUUGGACAAUUCUCAGAAAAAUCAGAUGUUUUUAGUUUUGGAGUCAUGAUUUUAGAAAUUAUCACAGGAAGAAAGAAUGUCAAUUCUUAUGAAUUACAACGCAUUGGGGAUACGCUCUUAAGUUAUGUUUGGAGAGAAUGGACACAUCAAUCACCAGUAAGCAUAUUGGACCCACAUAUCGAAAGAAGCUUUUCUGAAAUUGAAGUUAUCAAGUGCAUUCAAAUUGGUUUAUUAUGUGUUCAACAACAUCCAAAUGUUAGACCAACAAUAACAACAAUUGUUUCGUAUCUCAACAAUUACUCAAUUGAAUUGCCAACGCCAGAGGAACCUGCAUUUUCCUUACAAGAAAAAAUGAAUUCAACAACUAUUACACAAGAAUCAAGUUCUAGUCAAUCUAUCAAUAGUUCUAAAACAUUGUCCAUCAAUGAGAUGUCUCUUAGUGAAUUUCUUCCACGGUAA